AUGCCGACACUUGCGGCGUUCUUGGUCCUCUUGCUCCCGCUGCUGCUUUCCGCGGUUGGUGCCGCAGAGGCAGAGCUUACCCGUGGCGGCUUCGGCUUCAAGGCCACGCUGACGCACGUCGACGCGAACGCCGGGUACACGGAGGAGCAGCUGCUGGCCCGCGCGGUACGCCGCAGCAGAGCCCGCGUGGCCACGCUGCAGUCGCUUGCGGCGUUAGCGCCGGGGGACGCGAUCACCGCGGCACGCAUCCUGGUGUUAGCCAGCGACGGCGAGUACCUGAUGGAGAUGGGGAUCGGCACGCCGACGCGGUACUACUCGGCCAUCCUCGACACUGGCAGCGACCUCAUCUGGACGCAGUGCGCGCCGUGCCUGCUCUGCGUCGACCAGCCCACGCCCUACUUCGACCCGGCGCAGUCCUCCACGUACAAGUCGCUCGGCUGCUCGUCCCCGGGGUGCAACGCCCUCUACUACCCGCUCUGCUACCAGAACGUGUGCGUCUACCAGUACUUCUACGGCGACAGCGCCAGCACCGCCGGCAUCCUCGCCAACGAGACGUUCACGUUCGGCACCAACGACACCUGGGUCACCUUGCCGGGCAUCUCGUUCGGGUGCGGGAGACUAAACUCCGGCUCGCUCGCCAACGGCUCCGGCAUGGUCGGCUUCGGGCGGGGGUCUCUGUCACUGGUCGGCCAGCUGGGCUCCCCCAGGUUCUCCUACUGCCUCACCUCCUUCCUGUCACCGGUGCGCAGCCGGCUCUACUUCGGCGCGUACGCCACGCUGAACAGCACCAGCGCGAGCACCAGCGCGCCGGUGCAGUCCACGCCGUUCGUCGUCAACCCGGCGCUGCCGACCAUGUACUUCCUCAACAUGACGGGCAUCAGCGUCGGCGGCUACCUGCUGCCCAUCGACCCAGCGGUGUUCGCCAUCAACGACACGGACGGCACGGGCGGGACCAUCAUCGACUCCGGCACAACGAUCACGUACCUCGCGGACCCAGCGUAUGGCGCUGUCCGCGCGGCCUUCGUGUCGCAGAUCACGCUGCCCUUGCUGAACGUUACGGAUACGUCGGUGCUGGAUACGUGCUUCCAGUGGCCGCCGCCGCCGCUCCAGUCGGUGACGCUACCGCAGCUUGUGCUCCACUUCGACGGGGCGGACUGGGAGCUCCCUCUGCAGAACUACAUGCUGGUGGAUCCCAGCACAGGGGGCUUGUGCCUGGUGAUGGCGACGUCCUCCGACGGCUCCAUCCUCGGCAGCUACCAGCACCAGAACUUCAACGUGCUCUACGACCUUGAGAACAGCCUCCUGUCCUUCGUCCCAGCACCGUGCAAUCUAAUGUAG
Messenger RNA from Miscanthus lutarioriparius, 1338 nucleotides. The record is from the annotation of a GenBank genome assembly. NCBI's taxonomy places the organism in Eukaryota, Viridiplantae, Streptophyta, Magnoliopsida, Poales, Poaceae.